GCGCGGGUAGUUGUGGGUAGGGCGCCCAAGAGGGAGAAAGGAGCCGGGGGCUGUGAUCGCGCCGCCCGCCGGGCCUGAGGGGAUGUUCCAGAACAAUCCCCACGCGGAGGGGGCGACGGUGGUCGCCGCGGCCGGGGAGGCGCUGCAGGCCCUGUGCCAGGAGCUGAACCUGGACGAGGGAAGCGCGGCCGAAGCCCUGGACGACUUCACCGCCAUCCGGGGCAACUACAGCCUAGAGGGAGAAGUUAUACACUGGUUGGCAUGUUCAUUAUAUGUCGCAUGCCGUAAAAGCAUUAUUCCCACAGUUGGAAAGGGUAUCAUGGAAGGAAAUUGUGUUUCACUUACCAGAAUACUGCGUUCAGCUAAAUUAAGUUUAAUACAGUUUUUUAGUAAAAUGAAGAAGUGGAUGGACAUGUCAAACUUGCCACAAGAAUUUCGUGAACGUAUAGAAAGGCUAGAAAGAAAUUUUGAGGUGUCUACUGUAAUUUUCAAAAAAUUUGAGCCAAUUUUUUUAGAUAUAUUUCAAAAUCCAUAUGAAGAGCCACCAAAGUUACCACGAAGCAGGAAGCAGAGGAGGAGUCCUUGCAGUGUUAAGGAUCUCUUUAAUUUCUGUUGGACACUCUUUGUUUAUACUAAGGGUAAUUUUCGUAUGAUUGGAGAUGAUUUAGUAAACUCUUACCAUUUACUUCUGUGCUGCUUGGAUCUGAUUUUUGCCAAUGCCGUUAUAUGCCCAAAUAGGCGAGACUUGCUAAAUCCAUCAUUUAAAGGUUUACCAUCUGAUUUCCAUACGGCUACCUUCAGGGCUCCUGACGAGCCUCCCUGCGUCAUUGCUGUACUGUGUGAACUGCAUGAUGGACUUCUCGUAGAAGCAAAAGGAAUAAAGGAACACUACUUUAAGCCAUAUAUUUCAAAACUCUUUGACAGGAAGAUUUUAAAAGGAGAAUGCCUCCUGGACCUUUCCAGUUUCACUGAUAAUAGCAAAGCAGUCAACAAGGAGUAUGAAGAAUAUGUUUUAACUGUUGGUGAUUUCGAUGAGAGGAUCUUUUUGGGAGCAGAUGCAGAAGAGGAAAUCGGAACUCCUCGAAAGUUCCCUGGUGACACACCAUUAGGGAAACUGACAGCACAGGCUAAUGUGGAGUGUAACCUUCAACAACACUUUGAAAAAGUAAUAUAACCUAGCCUGGCCUCAGUCUUGAAUGAUCUUUUUUCUCUCUGUGUGUGAUUCUACUAACAGCAGAAGCAUCUUUCAAGUUAAAUCUUGAGUUUCUUCUACUAAUUCAUAUUUCCCAUGAAAGCCUUAAAAGAAAACGUCAUUUGCACCUUCUACCCCACUGACAGGACGGCGAUAUUUACGAGAAAAAGAAGCAGUCAUUACUCCUGUUGCUUCAGCCACCCAAAGUGUGAGCCGAUUACAGAGUAUUGUAGCUGGACUGAAAAAUGCACCAAGUGAACAACUUACAAGUAUUUUUGAAUCUUGUAUGCGUAAUCCUAUGGAAAAUAUUAUGAAAUUAGUGAAAGGAAUAGGAGAGACUUUCUGCCAACACUAUACUCAAUCAACAGAUGAACAGCCAGGAUCUCAUAUAGACUUUGCUGUAAACAGACUAAAGCUUGCAGAAAUUUUGUAUUAUAAAAUAUUAGAGACUGUAAUGGUUCAGGAAACACGAAGACUUCAUGGAAUGGACAUGUCAGUUCUUUUAGAGCAGGAUAUAUUUCAUCGUUCCUUGAUGGCCUGUUGUUUGGAAAUUGUGCUCUUUGCCUAUAGCUCACCUCGGACUUUUCCCUGGAUUAUUGAAGUUCUCAAUUUGCGACCAUUUUAUUUUUAUAAGGUUAUUGAAGUGGUGAUCCGCUCAGAGGAGGGACUUUCCAGGGACAUGGUGAAACACCUGAACAGCAUCGAAGAACAGAUUUUGGAGAGUUUAGCAUGGAGCCAUGAUUCUGCACUGUGGGAGGCCCUCCAGGCUUCUGCAAACAGAGUUCCUACUUGUGAAGAAGUUAUAUUCCCAAAUAACUUCGAAACGGGAAAUGGGGGAAAUGUACAGGGACAUCUUCCCAUGAUGCCAAUGUCUCCUCUAAUGCAUCCAAGGGUCAAAGAAGUUCGGACUGACAGUGGGAGUCUUCGAAGGGAUAUGCAACCAUUAUCUCCAAUUUCUGUCCAUGAACGCUACAGUUCUCCUACCGCAGGGAGUGCUAAGAGAAGACUUUUUGGGGAGGACCCCCCAAAGGAAAUGCUAACGGACAGGAUCAUAACAGAAGGAACAAAACUGAAAAUUGCUCCUUCUUCAAGCUUUACUGCUGAAAAUAUAUCAAUUUCACCUGGGCAAAGUCUUCUAACAAUGGCCACAGCCAUAGUAACAGGGACAACAGGACAUAAAGUUAAAACAAUCCCAUUGCACGGUAUUGCAAAUGAUGCUGGAGAGAUCACACUGAUACCAAUUUCUGUGAACACAACUCAGGAGUCCAGAGUCGAGAAUCCUGUAUCACUUACGGCUCAGUCAUUACUUGAUAUGUCUCCGAAACAAACCCAUCUUACUAAAGCACAAGAGGUACAUCCAACUGGAAUAAGCAGACCAAAGAGAACUGGGUCCUUAGCAUUGUUUUAUAGAAAGGUGUAUCAUUUGGCAAGUGUACGCUUACGUGAUUUAUGUUUAAAACUGGAUGUUUCAAAUGAGUUACGAAGGAAGAUAUGGACGUGCUUUGAAUUCACUUUAGUUCACUGCCCUGAUCUAAUGAAAGACAGACAUUUGGAUCAGCUCCUCCUUUGUGCCUUUUACAUCAUGGCAAAGGUAACAAAAGAAGAAAGAACUUUUCAAGAAAUAAUGAAAAGUUAUAGGAAUCAGCCCCAAGCUAAUAGUCAUGUCUAUAGAAGUGUAUUACUGAAAAAUGUUCCAAGAGAAGUUGUGGCUUACAAUAAAAAAAUAAAUGGUGAUUUUGAAAUGACAGAUCCUGACUUGGAAGAAGCUACAAAAACACCUGACUGUUCCAGUGGCCCAGUAAGAGAGGAAAGAGGAGAUCUUAUCAAAUUUUAUAAUACAGUCUAUGUAGGAAGAGUGAAAUCAUUUGCAUUGAAAUAUGACUUGUCAAAUCAAGACCAUAUGAUGGAAGCUCCACCUCUUUCUCCUUUUCCACAUAUUAAGCACCAGCCAGGCUCACCACGUCGCAUUUCCCAGCAGCACUCCAUUUAUGUUUCCCCACACAAGAAUGGGUCAGGCCUCACGCCAGGAAGCGCUCUGCUGUAUAAGUUCAAUGGCAGCCCUUCUAAGAGUUUGAAAGAUAUCAACAACAUGAUAAGGCAAGGUGAGCAGAGAUCCAAGAAGCGAGCAAUACCCAUUGACAGUGAUGCAGAAUCGCCUGCCAAACGCCUCUGUCAAGAAAAUGAUGAUGUUUUACUUAAAAGACUACAGGAUGUUGUCAGUGAAAGAGCAAAUCAUUAGUGCCCUUCCUGUUUAUGUAAUGAAAGCACUUUCAGGUUGUUUUGCAGAAAGUUGGGGCUCUGUCCUUCAAAACUUUCAGCCUUGUAGAUGGUAAAUAUUGAAUUAUAAGAAAAAUUAUACCAAAAUCAUGUGCUUUUUUUUUUUUUAAACAUCCAAAAUGUAGUUGCCAGAGAUGUAUUUUCAGUUGGACUGGAAAGAAAUGUUUUACGUACCUUUUAAACAUAUUAAUAGCCCUAGAAUUUUUUUAAUGUUUGUUCCUUGGGUUAGUUUUUAAGAUGAAGUAAGGAGAAACCUCAUAAUUUUUUAGCUCACUUUUUUAAAUAAUCAAAUGUCUCCUCCUGUGCUUUGUGUUGAGGGUAAAUAAUCUAUUUUUGGUAAGUGCGCUUUGAGAUAUUUGUGCUCUCAAUUUAAUACUGGGUUGGUUCCCACAGCACCUAGGCCAGAGGCGGAUGCAUCAGCGGUCUCUGACCUGCUGUGGUCCCUCCACAUCCGGGUGCCACUAGCAUUCUGGGUUGUCUAGAUCCCUUCCCUGCCCUUCCUCUCCUUGAGCAUAUGCAAAUUUGUACCUGAACCCAUGCACUACCCCCACCUAAGCCCUUUCCAACCCUAAGCCCUCUUAGCCUGGUAUCCCAACCUAAUAAAAGGAGUAUUAGCUCCUUUUUUAAACUACUAUCAUUUUGUUUUUCUGAACCAUUAACUUAAUUAUUCAUGAUUGUAUUACAUCAUGUGAUUCUCAAAACAGGAUGCUGUUUCCCAAGCCAGUAGAAUAAAAUACAGGUAAGAGUUGUCAGAAGCUAAAUUGCUGUUAGUGAGAAAGCACUAUGAUAAUAUAUGAGACACUGUUCCGAGGUUAGACAUUCUCAAUAUCUAAUUGAGUUCCUAAGAACAGUUAACCGUUUUUUAGAAUCACAGUAACAUCCAUCUCUUUGUUCUCAGUAUUGUUGGUGCAAUGUGAGUUUCCCAUUAGGAUCUGAUCACUGGGGCCCCUUAAGGAUGUUUUACAGUACUAGGUAGGGGGAUGCAACUUUCCAGAGAAUCAGCUGUUCAAUAUUCACUUUUUCUAGUGUGUUUGCGGAGUCUGGAAGGACAUGGACAAGCCAUUCUUAACUAUUUUUGAGAAAAUGUUAUCAAAUGUAUAUUUUUUGACUGAAAAAUCUUAUUUUUUAAAAUGCAAAGUGUUUGACUUAACCUAUGUCUAACCCUGGCUAAUUUGAAUUAGUCUAACAUUUUGGCUGUAAAUUAGUAAUUACUAUUGACAGAAAUUUUAUUUUUAAAUUGUAAGAAGGAAAGUGAUUUGGGUCACAUUUUACUUUUCUGUAAAUUACAUCUUUUUGUGUAGUAUCUACACAUGUUACAAGCCAAAUAACAUCGUGUGUCUCGAGUCCUUGUAUAUAUUUUUAUGUAGCUACAACUUUUGUGUCAUUUUCAUCUUCUUUAUUAAUGUGCAGAGUAUAAGUGAACAUUUGUACUUUGACUAUAUAAGAAACGCUCGACACGUUUUUAUCAGUUUUCAAGACUUGAUAUUAAUGUAC
Messenger RNA from Rhinolophus ferrumequinum (greater horseshoe bat), 4963 nucleotides. It is a transcript of the gene RBL1, whose product is annotated as RB transcriptional corepressor like 1. Gene Ontology annotation, molecular function: RNA polymerase II transcription regulatory region sequence-specific DNA binding. The record is from RefSeq and is a predicted model, not a curated record. The transcript is spliced from 22 exons. Bases 1479 to 3431 code for a protein of 650 amino acids. NCBI's taxonomy places the organism in Eukaryota, Metazoa, Chordata, Mammalia, Chiroptera, Rhinolophidae. Gene Ontology annotation, cellular component: nucleus; chromatin; transcription regulator complex. Gene Ontology annotation, biological process: regulation of transcription by RNA polymerase II; cell differentiation; negative regulation of G1/S transition of mitotic cell cycle.